Messenger RNA from Coffea arabica (coffee), 2105 nucleotides. The record is from RefSeq and is a predicted model, not a curated record. Lineage: Eukaryota; Viridiplantae; Streptophyta; Magnoliopsida; Gentianales; Rubiaceae.
AUGUUCAAAUUUGUGCCAAGCCCGAGCGUCGAAGGUCUCCUUGAGCUUUUUGAAACAUCGAAUCUUGGUGGAGGAGGAGAAGAAGAUGUUCUGACGGAGGCUACAUUGUUCUCCGUCGACGAUGACGUUUAUGGUUCCUUGGAUGAAUUAGAAUUCUUCACCAAUGCUGUAGAGAGGUGGAUCCCUGAGGAAAACAAAGACCUAGAUGAAGACAGAAAGAUCUGUUUCUGGACAUUGAUAACCGCUGCAAAUGAAAUGGCUGCUGAAACUCAGCAAGAAAAAAGUGUUGAAGCGAAGGCAGGAACUAAUAGUGAUAAGAUAGAUCAAAGUGUUCAAAGGAGAACAGCCAACUACAAGCCAAACAUAUGGAAACAUGAACUCCUUCAAUCUCUCACUAGCCAAUUUUCAGUAAGAACUCUGGAAAAGAAAUACAAAACUAGAGCCCAGACACUUAAAGAGGAUGUCAAAUGCAUGUUUGUGGAAGCUAGUGACACAUUGUCUAAGCUGGAGCUUAUAGACAGCAUAUCAAAAUUAGGUCUCGACAAAUACUUCAUGCAGGAGAUCAAAGAAGCUCUAGAUGCCACAGCCUUAAGCAACAACACCUCUGUUUUAAAAGGAGAUCUUUACGCUACCGCACUCUGCUUUAGGCUUCUUAGGCAUCACGGUUAUCAUGCUUCACAAGAUAUGUUCCUAGAUUUUGUGGAUGGAACUGAUAAAUUCAUCCCUAGCCCGAAAGUAAGCAUCAAAGGGUUGCUUGAGCUUCUUCAAGCAUCAAAUCUAGGUGGAGAAGGAGAAGAUCUUUUGACUGAGGCAGGAUUAUUCUCUAUCGAAAAUCUUAGUGGUUUUGGGGCCUCGUCAGAUAACAUGCUUGCCAAACAAGUGUAUGAAGCUAUAAGUCUUCCAAUUCAAUGGAGAGUGGACUGGUACAAUGUGAAGAAACAUGUCCAGGCGCAUGAAAAAAAUCAUGAAUCAACAAAGUCUAAAUUGAUCGAGUUAGCAAAGCUCAAUUUCAAUCUAGUUCAAUCUUCACACCAAGAAGAUCUCAAGGAGGUUUCAAGGUGGUGGAUGAAUCUUGGAAUCAAGGAAAGGCUGAGCUUUUCGAGGGACCGAGUGGUUGAAAGUUUUCUGUAUGCUGCGGGAACUGCUCCAGAGCCUAAACAAGCAAGUCUAAGAAAAUGGCUGAGCAAAGUCAUCAAUUUGAUUCUAAUAACAGAUGAUGUUUAUGACGUUUAUGGUACCCUGGAUGAACUAGAAAUCUUCACCAAUGCGGUUGAGAGGUGGAGCCCUGAGGAGAUUAAAGAGCUACCUGAAGGCAUACAGAUAUGUUUCUGGACAUUGCUAAAUACUACAAAUGAAAUGGCAGCUGAAAUCGAGCAAGAAAAUGGUUGGACACCAGUUUUACCAUAUCUACAGAAAACGUGGACAGAUUUUCUGAAAUCCUUGCUCGUGGAAGCUAAGUGGUACAACAAGGGUUACACGCCAUCACUUGAAGAGUAUCUUAACAAUGGUUGGAUAUCUUCAUCUGGGCCUCUGCUUUCUGUGCUUGCAAUCCUGGGUGUAGCGGAUAGGAAGACACAAAAUGUUGCAGAAUAUCUUAAAGAUUGUCAGCAGAUUAUCCACCAUUCCUCACUCGUAAUCCGGCUUUGCAAUGAUCAGGGAACAUCUGCGGCGGAACUAGAGAGAGGAGACGCUGCUUCAUCAAUCUUAUGUUACAUGAGAGAAGCAAACGUUUCAGAAGAAGUGGCCAGGGAGCACAUCAAAAGCCUAAUCGUGAAGGCCUGGAAGCAGAUUAAUGGAUACUGCAUUUCGUGUCCUCCAUUUCUACAAGAACCAGCCAAAUAUAUCACAAAUACAGCAAGAGUAGCACAUUUCAUGUAUCAACACGGAGAUGGAUUUGGUGUCCAAGAUCGUGAGACUCAAGACCAUGUUCGGUCCAACUUCAUUGAACCCAUUCCAAUCAACUGACCAAACUAUUGCUGUUCAAUGUUCAUGCAUGGCUCAAUUAAAGUACCUAAAUGUUUUGUUAAAUCUAUCUAGCCAGUGCUUGUGGUUUCAUUAAUUAUAUUUGAUAACUUUGAACCCAAAAUUAAGCCUCCCAGAAUGGA